GGGCCCUGAGGGAGGCGGGGCCAGGUGCUGGGCUGCCUCUGCUUGUCAAAAGGCAGAAGCCGAGCGGGAGGCGCCGGGAGCGCGGAGCAGCGUGCCCACCCUCCGGACCAGAGUCCUUUUGGUUGGCUGCGUCUGUGACCUCACAGAAGGGCAUCCCUGGGCUCAACUUACCUGUCCCUCUGCUCCUUCAGGGAUGGAGGAGAUGGCAGCCAGCACUUCCUUGCCCGACCCUGGCGACUUUGACCGGAAUGUGCCCCGAAUCUGUGGAGUGUGUGGAGACCGAGCCACAGGCUUUCACUUCAACGCUAUGACCUGUGAAGGCUGCAAAGGCUUCUUCAGGCGAAGCAUGAAGCGGAAGGCGCUGUUCACCUGUCCCUUUAACGGGGACUGCCGCAUCACCAAGGACAACCGCCGCCACUGCCAGGCCUGCCGGCUCAAGCGCUGCGUGGACAUCGGCAUGAUGAAGGAGUUCAUCCUGACGGACGAGGAGGUGCAGCGGAAGCGGGAGAUGAUCCUGAAGCGGAAGGAGGAGGAAGCCCUGAGGGACAGUCUGCGGCCCAAGCUGUCGGAGGAACAGCAGCACAUCAUCGCCAUCCUGCUGGACGCCCACCACAAGACCUACGACCCCACCUAUGCCGACUUCACCCAGUUCCGGCCUCCAGUUCGUGGGGAGGGGGGUGGAGGGAGCCAUUCCUCCAGGCCGGCCUCCGUCCACGCGCCCAGCCUCUCCGGGGACUCAACUUCCUCCUGCUCCGAUAACUACACAGCCUGUCUAGACGUGAUGGAACCGACCAGGUUCUCCAAUCUGGAUCUGAGGGAAGAAGACUCAGAUGAUUCUUCUUUGACCCUGGACCUGUCCCAGCUCUCCAUGCUGCCCCACCUGGCUGACCUGGUCAGUUACAGCAUCCAAAAGGUCAUCGGCUUUGCCAAGAUGAUCCCAGGGUUCAGAGACCUCACUUCUGAUGACCAGAUCGUGCUGCUGAAGUCAAGUGCCAUCGAGGUCAUCAUGUUGCGCUCCAACGAGUCCUUCCUCCUGGACGACAUGUCCUGGACCUGUGGCAGCCAGGAAUACAAGUACCGCAUCAGUGAUGUAGCCAAAGCCGGACACAGCCUGGAGCUGAUUGAGCCCCUCAUCAAGUUCCAGGUGGGGCUGAAGAAGCUGAACUUGCACGAGGAGGAGCAUGUCCUGCUCAUGGCCAUCUGCAUUGUCUCCCCAGACCGUCCUGGGGUGCAGGACGCAGCGCUGGUGGAGGCCAUCCAGGACCGCCUGUCUAACACACUGCAGACCUACAUCCGCUGCCGCCACCCGCCGCCGGGCAGCCACCUGCUCUACGCCAAGAUGAUCCAGAAGCUGGCCGACCUGCGCAGCCUCAACGAGGAGCAUUCCAAGCAGUACCGCUGCCUCUCCUUCCAGCCCGAAUGCAGCAUGAAGCUCACACCCCUCGUGCUGGAGGUGUUCGGCAAUGAGAUUUCCUGACCAGGGCGGCCUGCCCUGGCACCUGGGCGAGGCUGCUCAUCUGGGGCCUUGUGCCCUGGCCUGGGGCCGCCUGCUGCCCUGCAGACCGGAUUCCUACCCCCUCCGGAGUUCAGCCCCUCCUCCUGCACCUCCCCUCCCCAGCCAGGCCACCCUGUGUCCUGUCCAGCCUAACACCAGGUCUCCCUUUCCUGCCGGCCGCAGGCUGCCCCCAGUCCCUUGAGACCUCAGUCACGAGGAGUUGCUGUUUAUUUGACGAAGAAACUCAAGUGGGGGCAGAGGGCAGAUGCGGAAGAGGGGCCUUGCCCAGGGAUGGCCCUCCCGCUCUGAAAGUGGCUGCUGGCUGAUGCCGAGGGAACAGGCAGGCGGGAGAAACGAAGCCAUUCCUCAGGGACAGAGACACCUGUACCUCCCCCCGCUCCAGGCCCGUUUGUCCAGAGCCAAGCGGGGACGUCCUUCCCCCUGCCCCACCCAUGAUAAUUAACUCGCCACGACCCCCACCCCUCACGCCCCAUCUCAUCCUGCCGCCAGCCUGUGCUGUUUUGUCCCGGGGCAGUGUGCCACGAUGGGGCCUUCUCCCUUUGCCUUCCCAGCCCUGGCCUGUCUAGGACGCUCACUGCCAAGGAUGACCAAAAACGAGGUGACAAAGGUCACAUCUCCCCCCCUCACCCACCUCUGCUGGCCAAAGGGCACUCGCCUAACACCUCAGUGCCCACCUUCAUCCCGUUGCUAUGGUAACCCUGGAAGUAGGUAUGGUCAGGUGGGCUUUUUCCCCAAGGGAGGGACCCCCUAGCCCAGAACCCACCCGCUGAGAGGCCCAAGGGGGAACAAGAGCGGGGCCCAGGAAGUGGGGGACGGGCAAACCCAGCCUCAUAGAAGAGUGGUAGAUGGUGGCCACAGCUGUCCCUGUCGCCAAGCCCAUGGCUCCUUGACCUGUAUCUAAGAGGUUGGUGGAGGCCAGAGCUCUCCUUCCAAUGAUCUAGGUGGCAAGAGUGAGUCACCCCCAGGUUGCAGAGAAAUGCCCAGCAGCACCCUCAUCCUCACCCUGCCUCCCUUACCUCCCACUCAGAAGAGAGAGAACCAGUGGCCGUGGGUGCUGGAGGGGCCUCACCCUAGGAUGGUCAAGGGGGGUCCUGAGAUGGACACACGCUCCCAAAGCCCCCACGGUCUGGGGAAGCAGUGCCCCUCCGCCUACCCGCGGCGCCACCUCUUUUCCACCUGGCAAGGGGGGAUGGAAGAGAAGAACGGCAGACCCCACCAGCCCAGGCCAUGCCCUCCCGGGGGCCCAUCUGGGUGUCGCUCCAAGACUGCCGUCCCCCAGAACCCAGGAGCUAAUGCUCCAACACCUCGCUGCGGCCGGAGGGAGAGCGGGCUGGCCUUGCAUGGCUAGGCCGAGAGAGCAUCUAGGGGUGGAGACAUGUGGGGCUGGUUCCCUUCUUAUUCUCACUCCACCCCCCCAAAUUCGAAAGGGAUGGGGGGCACUUAACUUCAGACUCCGUUUGCCCUUCCAUAGCCGGCCGAACCCAGGAGGUGGGAGCUCUUACUGUUUCCUCUGGGGUGGGGUCCCCGGGAGAGUGAGUUGUAGGUGUGUGGGACCAUGGGGAGGGGCUCCCUCCAGGAGUCAGAGAGGGUCCCUCAGAUCAUUGCUUGAGUUUGGGGAAUGUGGCUGCCUUCGGUGUUGUUUCUUCCAGUGGAGAAACCGCUGACAGCCACAUUUCGCACGGCACAGUACCCUCGCAUGGCUGAGGCUGCCGUUUCUGAGCUGGGAGUUGUUUCAGAAUCAGACUCCGUUUUGUACCACAUUCUAAGGCAGCAGGCAGUAGGCACCACUGAUGAGGAGAUAUUUAUGGGGGAAAAGCUUACAUUGUAAACAAAUCCUAUACGUCAGUUAUUGUUAUUGUCCUUGCUGUUAUUUCACAAUGAGGGAGAGGCCCCUGUUGGAUUUUAGCUGCAGAAGACAUUGGUCUAGCAUGCUAGUGGGGGGGGGGGGUUAAAAAUCGCUUCACUAGUUCAACUCCCUUGCUAAAGAAAACCUGAGCCUUGGAGGAGGGUGUGGUCCCCCAAGCUCAGACAGCUAGUUGGAAAGAGCUCCAGGGAUGCGCCUGGUCUGUGGACUCCCGGGCCAGUGCUCUGUUCGGUACACCACACUUGAGCUCAGACCCCGUUUCCCCCUCCCCUGAAGGCUGCCCUAGUCCCGUAGGGGAGGGUCUGGAUUUUAGACAGCAAAUCUAGAUCCUGGAUCCCCUGCGUUCCUCCCCUGAGUUGUCACCCUGCUGACCCAUCAGGAGGAGGAGGAGGGACACCUCAGCCUGUGUCUCAAUGUGAAUCAGACCCCCCCUCCCCAAUGUGGCCCUGGCCGGAUGGGGUCUCUGCCUCAGCUCUGUAUAAUGCUGUUGCCUUAUCAAUAAAGUGCAUUUGUCUUUAUAAUA
Messenger RNA from Ailuropoda melanoleuca (giant panda), 3903 nucleotides. It is a transcript of the gene VDR, whose product is annotated as vitamin D receptor. The transcript is spliced from 10 exons. Gene Ontology annotation, biological process: negative regulation of transcription by RNA polymerase II; multicellular organism development; positive regulation of transcription by RNA polymerase II. The coding region runs from base 194 to 1477 and encodes 427 amino acids. Gene Ontology annotation, molecular function: vitamin D response element binding; zinc ion binding; nuclear receptor activity. The record is from RefSeq and is a predicted model, not a curated record. Gene Ontology annotation, cellular component: nucleus. NCBI's taxonomy places the organism in Eukaryota, Metazoa, Chordata, Mammalia, Carnivora, Ursidae.